GUCGCAGCCAGAUCGGCUCCGCCUUCACCCCUUGCAACGGGGAGCUGCUCAAGACUGAAGGAGGCGAAACUGCCACCGCAUAAGGCCUGCCAUCCGCACAGUUGACUGGUGAUUUGACUGAUGACCUCUGUGGCCUCUGUAGCCUCUCGCUGUCUCGCCGCCGCCGCCGCCGCCGUCGCCGCCGCACCGCGAUUUGCUCGCUUUUACUCCGUAGUUGCCUGUCUGCUUGCUGCUUUGCUUGCGCCCCCAGCUGAGGCACUAUAUUCUGGAGUACAUGCUGGUACUUCAUGCAUGCAUUUCUUCGGCUUUGGCACUAAGGCAACGCGGUCCGAAGGGCAGAGACGCUGCCAGGUUCCCUCUCGUCAGUUGUCUCUUGUCUCUGGUAUGAGUACCAGCAACCUCUCAAGCGGCGUCCAGUGGUGGCCAAAGCCUCUCCCCGCGCAGGCUCUGACCGUACCGAUACCAGCUCGGUACGCUCACCUCACACUUACCCGCUUUGCUGCUACGCCUAUGCCAGUGCUGCGACUAUUAGCAGGACGCCACACCACAGAACACGCACGCUUCUAGGCUGCAGAGCCUGCAAGUCUGAAGAGACCCGGUCGUCCGCUCGAUACUCUGUCUAGACCCACGCCCAGCCCCCCUGUAGCCUCGAAGGAUGUACUUGUCUUGCUAUACACACCCCCUCCCCACCCUGUAAGUACUGGGUCCCUUCAGAGGUACAAGCACACACACUGACAGACGACUGGGGAUCCACUCGCUCAUGGAUGGACGGAUUCGAAGGCAAGUGUACCAUAUUAUUAUAAUACGGUACCUGACGGCAUCAUAUUCUGGUCCUUUUUUUUUCUGUCCCACUCAGAGAAACAAGUUUUACGUCUUUCAUCUUUCAGACUCGAAUCGCAGUUUCCUGUCUGCUGGCC
This is a messenger RNA of Trichoderma asperellum CBS 433.97, 917 nucleotides long. RefSeq lists its product as uncharacterized. The record is from RefSeq and is a predicted model, not a curated record. NCBI's taxonomy places the organism in Eukaryota, Fungi, Ascomycota, Sordariomycetes, Hypocreales, Hypocreaceae.